UACUCAAACUGAGUGGUCAGUCCAGCAGGAUGAUGCUGCUGCUUCCACUGUUUUUAUGGAUACUGUUGGUAUCCAAUACCCAGGUUUCUUCCCAAAGCUGUGACAGUCAUGUCCUUGACUUGGCACCACAGUUUAUCAUCCUAGUUCCAGCAAGACUGAGGCUUGGAACGAAAUUGAACAUCUUACUAGAGGCGCACAGCCUGUCCAAGCCAAUCACUGUCAAAGUCAUUGUCUAUACAUACCCGAGGAAAUACGUCCUGACACAGGACUCUGCCAUCCUCAAUUCAGAAAACAGCUACAGUGCUCUCAAAACCAUUGAGGUCGGUCUCUAUAAAAUCAAUCCAAACCUGUUGCUUUUGGAGACGAAGAAGAAUACAUUUGUUACACUGUUUGCUGAAUUUGGGAGUUUUCAUAAAGCUGAGAAAAUUAUCAUGCUGUCAUUCCACUCUCAUGCUGUCAUUCCACACUCAUAUAUCUUCAUUCAAACCGAUAAACCGGUUUACAACCCUGGAGACACAGUUCAUUACAGGGAUUUUGUAUCCAAUCCUGAAUUCCAAGCUUUCAACAGCACAAUAUCGCUUGAGAUUCAGAACCCAGAUGGUAUUGUGAUAUACGGCAGAGCCAAUGCCAGUGCAAGCAACGGGAUCCUAUCUGAAAGCUACACCCUUUAUACUGUGGUCAAAGAGGGAAGAUGGAAAGUUGUUGCGAAGUUUGAUAAUGUUAAAGAAAACACAUUCAGCGCCGUGUUUGAUGUAAAGAAAUACGUUCUCCCGCCAUUCAAUGUCACUUUAACCCCAAAGAAAUCCUACUUAAGCCUAGAUGAGGAAAAGUUGGAAGUAGAAGUCACAGCCAGGUAUCUUCAUGGCAAACCAGUGAAAGGUGUUGCAUUUGUGCUGUUUGGUAUUGAAAUAAAUGGUGUGAAAAUGAAAAUAACAUCUAUGAAGCAACUGAAAGAUCUAAAAGGAAAAACUGUUAGUUUGACUAUGGAGGAGAUAAAGAAGGCCUAUCCUGACACAAACAGCUUACUGGGGUCUUCUGUGUAUGUCAAAGCAUCAGUAAUGACCAGCUCAGGUAAAAACAGCUCUUCCUGGUGUGAAUGCAGAAAAGCAAACUUUAGAGGAGAUGCCUCUGGAGCCAUAUUUUGGUUUUGACGGCUACAGUAAGAACUACCUGCACAUCUCAGUGGGCUCCAACAAAGUGGCGGUGGGCAACAGUCUUAUCAUCAAAGUGUACAUUAAAACCACCUCACCAAAACACAGAAAACUUGUGAAGCAGCUGACGUAUGCUGUUUUGAACAAAGGGAAAAUAAUAACAGCUGCCAGG
Molecule: messenger RNA, 1323 nt
Organism: Sinocyclocheilus anshuiensis
Lineage: Eukaryota; Metazoa; Chordata; Actinopteri; Cypriniformes; Cyprinidae
Product: complement C3
Exons: 12
Coding region: 30-1151 (373 amino acids)
Molecular function (GO): endopeptidase inhibitor activity
Source: RefSeq, a predicted model, not a curated record